This is a messenger RNA of Necator americanus (New World hookworm), 825 nucleotides long. RefSeq lists its product as uncharacterized. The record is from RefSeq and is a predicted model, not a curated record. The transcript has a single exon. The coding region runs from base 1 to 825 and encodes 274 amino acids. NCBI's taxonomy places the organism in Eukaryota, Metazoa, Nematoda, Chromadorea, Rhabditida, Ancylostomatidae.
AUGAACCCAGCGAGUCCCGAACAGGAACCCACAGAGGGUCCAAAAGUGGACACUGUGCUUCAUAUUAGCAAUCAAAGCAAAGAUGUCCACAUUCUAGCAGGACAUGCUCAGGUACUCAACCCAGUCACGAAAGAAUUAGAAGCAGUACAUGUCAUGCUCGACACGGGAGCUAAUCGAUCUUUCAUUAGCAAAGAACUGGCCGAUAAACUACGACUCCAAAACGUCGAGUCUCUUCGGCUGCCAAUAAGCACCUUCGGUUCACAAACACAAACACCACAAACACCGUUUGUGAAAGUAUGUGGUGUCACCGUACUACAGAUGUGGGUUGCGAGAGGAACACCACAUUCAUUCACGGUCACGAGGAUCGACGCGGUCACAGAAACGAUUCAGCGCAACAGCCUUAGUCUGCAAGACAAACGCUUCCUCUGUGACAACGAUCUGCAGCUGUCCUUACGUCCUGCCUCAACGAACAUUCAUCCACAGAUUCUUCUAGGCUGGGCGGAUCUCGUUUUACUUCUAGACAAUGGUUUGGCACUGCAAUAUGUCCUUCCUUCGGGACAACUAAUUCCCUCAAAACUAGGGUACCUAGUCGCUGGACGCAGAAACGAUUCUGGAGACGCCGCGAAAGAACACCAGGAAGCAGUCAUACACACCGCGAGCUCAAUAAUCGUCGACGACAAUUCGCAAUCGUGGGAGGACUUCUGCGCGUUUGAAUCCUCAGGGGUCGAAGAAUUCGCUGGUCCAAAAACAGAGGAGCGCAAAAGUCGGAAGUCUGGAAAACGUUCGAGGAAUCAAUUAAAAGGAAGGAAGAUGGGUACUGAGUGA